Molecule: messenger RNA, 5224 nt
Organism: Drosophila yakuba
Lineage: Eukaryota; Metazoa; Arthropoda; Insecta; Diptera; Drosophilidae
Gene: Obp85a
Exons: 4
Coding region: 4508-5119 (203 amino acids)
Source: RefSeq, a predicted model, not a curated record
GGGGCGGCGUUUAUUGGCAACAGUGUUGCUAUUUGUGUAAACGACUCGUAAAAUUUUAUGUUGAAGCUGCUGCAUACUAGUGGCUCUGGAUGUGGCUCUUUUUUUUGGAACACUCUCCGCGUUGUUUUAACCCUUUCUGCCAUUUUUCUGUUGCGGGUACAAACACAUGUAAGGAAGGGGUCAGAGGUCAGCCUACAAUUGAGCUGCAUGUGGUAGUGGUUCCUUUUUUCGGGGAUUGCAUACUUUCGGGCUGCGUUUCGUUGGGGAAAAUGGCGCAAAUGAUUGUAAACACUGAUUACAAUUAUGCGGGCGGAAAACGGAAGGUGUGUGUGUGUUCGAAUGUGUAUGUAUGAGUGUAUGUGUGUGUGUGUGUGUGUAAGCUUAUCUACCCAUUAGCCCCCUCCCCGAUGCUCCGUUGGCUAUUUUCUUUUCAAUUUGUUUUGUUGUCAGUUCCAGCGAAAUUGACAUCUAUUUUAUGUUGCAGCUGCAUUUCAAUUUUCCAGAAGGGAAGGGAUUCGAGUACGAAAUACAUGUAAAUAUUGGAUAUUGAUUGCAUUUCGCUUCGCCUGCCAACUUGUCAAUGUCAACAUAGUGGCAAAGCGGGGCAUCGGCGGUUUGGGAAAGCGUCGCGGCCGGGAAAUGCGUGAUAGAUCGCUCAACAAUGGCGCCAGCGGAAAAGCGAAAAACUUUUAUUGAAAUUCAUUAGUGGUGCACUGGAAAAGUUUGCAUAUUUACUUCCGCCCUGUCAUACAAUUUCCCCUGCCUUUUUUUCCGGAUUUAAUGAAGUGCAACUGACAUGGCACUUGGUGUCUCUGUCUUCAUUUGAAUAUAAUUAUGACUGGCACACUGGGGAAAAAUGUGCACCUGUCACCGAAAAUCCCCAUCGAAAUAGGGGCAAGCUACGCACACAUGUAGUUCGAAGCUCUCUGCUUUUUAGGUUGCUGUGCCAGAGGAGCAAAGAUUUAAUUUGCUGAUGAAGUUCGUGCAUCUGCAGUCGCCUCAGCUGCAGUUUACAUCCCCCAAUUCCUAGCUAUACAAAUAGCCAAACGUUGGACCUGCCACUGCUGGCAAAUAUGAUCCACUGCCGAAAUGGUUGAGCUGAGGGCUCUGCUUGUGCUUGUGCUCCGGAUUCUGUGUCCCAAAUUAGAAACAAAUUUGUUUAAUUCAAUAAAAAAGAAACUUGAUUAAGAGCAAUGCAGGCGAAUGAGACAUAUGCAAACAGAAAGUUCCCGGCUGGCAAUUAACAUCCUUGCUGAAAAAUAAACACCAAUAUCAGCCAAAUGAAAUUUAUUUUAAUUUCAAAUCCUUGAAGUGAAUCCACUUACCCACUCCCAUUGGCGAACGACAGCCAAAUGAAAUGCAACCGAAACCGAAACAUGUGCAAAAACGAUAUACCUCGGAUGAUGUGUUGCUUUACUUAUCAUCAAAGCGGGUAAUUCUGUUAUUUUUUGGUUGCUGGUUUUGGUUGCGUAUAAGAGCACUACAUUGCCGCUGCACAUGCGAGUAUAUUUGUUAUAUGAGGGACGCCCAAAUGUCUGCGUGCCAGGAGGAAAUGGUUUAAUCUUGUUUGCCACGAGUGGAAAUAUGGCCAGGGCAAGGGUUAAAAAUUAAUGACGCGUUCCGGGGACCCAACACAAAUGUUGUCAAAGGCAUCAAAGCGCCUGCCCACACACCCACACACACCCACCCACACCCACUCAUUUCCACACCCACACACAGGAUACGUGCAGGGAGCGUUUCCAAUUAAGCCAAUCGAGCUGCAAAAAGCCAACCAGGAACGGAAAAGGACGAGGAAGGGGAAGAGGAUGUGGAAGUGGAAACGGCGCGUAAUUAAAAUUUAAUUUGCGCCCAAAAUUAGACUAUGAAAUUUCAAUAAGGCUCUUUGGAUGUUCGGCAGCGAAAAGGCAAAUAUUGUACUGCCAAAAAAAAGCCAAAUGUUAACAAAGUAAAUUAGUUGAAUUUUGCAACGAAAAUCCCUUUGAUUAAACGCAGCCAAGUGGAUGAGAUGAAGCUGUGGACUGGGAAGCUCAAAGGAAAUCUUCACGGGUCUAAAUAUUAUUUAUGCCCAGCUGCAUCAUGGUUCUCAGCUAAAGGCAUUUGAGGCACUCCAUCAAGUUUAAACUUCAAUUUAUUCCUGUAAUUACUGAUGUUAUUUUAUCAACAUUUGGCAGGUUUAUGUGGCUCAAGUAAGCAUAGUUUUCUUCCGUGUAUCCCGAGCUUAAAUAAAUAACCAAGUCGCUGCUAAGCAGCCAAGAUACAAGACAAACAUGGCGACACAUUCAGUUGUGUUGCCUUGUUCUACACUCCCUUGGCAACCUAAGCGCAUAAAUUGUCAAAACGAAGUGUUUGGAUUAAGCUGCGAGUUGUGCUUGCGGCUAGCAGGAGACCAUGACCUCGCCUGGCCGCAGUGGCUAGGAGUGCACCACCCACUUGUGUGGCAUCCACCACCCACCACCCACCUGCUGGCCAAUUUAUUUAUACGCAUUUAAAACUGAUUUAUGUGCGGGUCGGGGCGAGGGAAGACAGCUUCCCGCCCCUCUUGGCCAGCAACCACGUGAGUUGCGUCUUUAAUUUAGCUGCCAACAAAAUCCAACCACUUCCACCCUUUUUUGCAAGCCACGCCGCUCGCCACAAAUGCAUUUUCAAUGGAAUUUCUCACUUGCUAACGUGUUUUCAGCUCUCGGAGCUCUACUUUCUCGUGAGCUGCCAACGAUUUAUGUGCCAUGUUCUGGCGUUUCGCACCUGCCCCUCUCACGUCCUACUUCAUCCAGUCAGCGAGAUUGCUCCUCUGCUUAAAGUCGAACUUACCUUAAAUCUGUUUUGGCACAAUAAAAAUACCCACACACUCCGCUGGGCCCUUUAUGCACAGUUGCCUGCCAACCGGGCUAAAAGACGCUUUACAUGGUGCACACUCUGUAGGAAAAUCUGUUAUCGCAUUAACAAUUUCCUACUAAUUUCGACACACAACCGGGGUAGCUUGGUGGUGAGGGAAAAAUCCUGCAGAUAUAAUUAAAUUGCGUGCCAAACUAACCAGGACUUGGGGUAGUAGGAAAUAUUAUGGAAAAUUAAUAGGAAAACUGUAUACUCUUCUCGACCUAAGGAGAGCAUAGAUUUGUACAAAUAUUUUUUUCUUUAUUUCUCAUUUUGUUUUCCAAAUAAUUAUCAUUAAUCUCUUAUAAUAUGUAGGUCCGCAUAAGAAUAGGUAUACCGCACAAAAAGAGUAUGGAAUGUAGGCAUAAUAAUUUCAUUAGGAAUCACGACUCUACCAAGCAAAAAUCGAGAAGAGAAAGCUUAAUAUUUCCCUCUUGUAUUUAAGUAAUUAUGCUAGGUGUCCCCCGGGAAAAUACGACUGAUUCGCGUUCGUUUGCCUGUCAGCAGGAGGCUUAAAUGUUUGUAUUUGUAUUGCCAUUAAUUCACAAAAAUCUUCAUUAUACAUAAACAUGUUAUUUAUACAGCCAUCGGCUAUUCACAAAGCGAGGUAAGCCGCUUUUCGGGCAAACACUGCGAGAAAGGGGAGGGGGGUUGGACAGGAAUCGACAAGGACAUUGUGGGCACGCACAAUGCUGAAAGUGGCGAAAAGGGGGGGAACCGUGGCCAAGGCCUCGACAUAAGUCCUUGCACAUCAACUCAAUUGAUGACCCUUUGGCAGUUUAACUGCCUCAACAUCGCUUAAUGUGCACUCCAUCAACAUAAAUCACUCAUACGUCGCGUUAAACACGCUCAAACUUCAAAUGACGUGUAUUUAAGCGAAGGGGUGCGGCGGGGUGGGCACACGGCCAUGGCCAUAAAUUAAUUAAGCCUGCCCGCUUCUCACUCGAAGGUCCAAGUUCGUGGCCCCGCCCCUUUCGCUUCUUUAAGCUGCAAUUAAACUGUAAAAGCGAACGGUCCGCCAGCGAGCGAUGGCAGCGGCGGCAACAGCAAAUUACAACCAUUUACAAUUAAUUUGAACAACACGCUGCCAUGCAAAUGGCGUGCCAUGGCUCAUAACUUCCAAUGGCCACCGAAACCCACACGCCGACGCACUCUUUGAGCCAUUAAAAAAGGAGCAAAGGACCAAAAGGCGAGCAACGUGCAAAUACUCAAUUAGCAUAUCAAUAAAUCAAGAAGUGAGUGGUGUGGGUGCGGCAACACCUCUGUCCUUCGCCGCCGGGGCAAUCAAAAUUUAGUUAACAACGCCAAACAAUUUAUUAACUCACAGCGAGCCAAGUCGUUCGACCUUGAGGCUGGCAACGUGACGUAUACGUAAUCUGAUGGCGUGCCAACCCAAUUAAUCAAGAAGCCCUGCGGCUCGGACGUAUUGGAUUGCACUUUUGUCAGGAUACAUAUGAAUGUUAUAUGAGGUCGCGAUGGUGCGAGCACUUUUUCAUCGCAGCAGGUAUUGAUGGUGUCAAAAACGGUGAUUAAUAUAAAUAAUUCAUUUCAUCAUGGUCAAUUAAGCAUGUUUUAAUUGUAAAAUGUUGCGUCUCAUUUGAAAAUAAAUUAGUUUUAAGCCUCAGUCAGUUCUGAAAUGUCCCCUGGGUCGCUUGUAUUUUCUAUAGUCCUACUGCUCAGGUAUUUUAACCUGAUCAACUGCGAAAUAAACUGCAAAUUGGAAAGGAAAAGGGCCGCAGACUUGUCCGUUAAAUGCUGCCAGCUAACACGUCCCAGCUUAGAUAAAGGCAAUGUCGAAUGUAGAAAAAGUCUCAACUUGCCAGCGCACCGAAAAUUCAACUUUGCCGAACUAUAUACGAUUAAUAUGUGCAUUGAGGAGUGCAACUACAUAGGCAGCGGGUACAUCGAAAUCGAUCCACCCUUUCGCCUUGAUCUGGCCAACAUCCACAUCAACCUGCAGACGAUUGCACCCCAGCCACAGAAUGAAUCGAUUCCAUUCCUGGUGGAUGCGUAUCGGAAAUGCGAGUUAUUCCGAUCGUCGCACGGCAGACGAUUCACUCUCCACCUGCCCGAUAUUGAAUUCAUCGAGGAACCCUGCAACCCCUUUGCCUUACAAAUCACCAUAUGCAUCCGCAUCCAUGCAAUGCAAAAGUGUCCCAGCGCAUUCUACGUGGACAGCGAGGAGUGCCGAUUGGCCAGGGAAUACUUCAUACAGUGCGUCGGGGAUAUCGAAAGCAAUCUUGCCUAGGCAUCAACCUGAAAUCAGCGAAAGUUCAUACGUAUCCUGUGAGAACUUCCAACGGGACCUGCUAAAAUGUGUUGAGAAAUAAAGGAAAGAGUCGUAAAAGUCAUA